Sinocyclocheilus grahami is the source of this 1626-nucleotide messenger RNA. It is a transcript of the gene capzb, whose product is annotated as capping actin protein of muscle Z-line subunit beta. The record is from RefSeq and is a predicted model, not a curated record. Bases 190 to 1014 code for a protein of 274 amino acids. Gene Ontology annotation, molecular function: actin filament binding. Gene Ontology annotation, biological process: regulation of lamellipodium assembly; cell morphogenesis; negative regulation of filopodium assembly. Gene Ontology annotation, cellular component: F-actin capping protein complex; cytoplasm. Lineage: Eukaryota; Metazoa; Chordata; Actinopteri; Cypriniformes; Cyprinidae. The transcript is spliced from 9 exons.
UUUGCAAGCGUCGCGCCCCUCCCCCGCAGGAGCCCGGAUGAGGAAGUGCAGCGCUGACAGGGCUGGGUUCCGUCAGAGAGUCGAAGCCGAACCGCGUCCAGACAGACCCGAGCAGAGCCGCACAGCGAGCCGAACCCUCCGCCACAGCCGCCUCCAGUCCCGCAGACACCGCCAGCGAGCGCCGCAGACAUGAACGAGCAGCAGUUAGACUGUGCGCUGGACCUGAUGAGGCGCUUGCCUCCGCAGCAGAUCGAGAAGAACCUCAGCGACCUCAUUGACCUGGUGCCCAGUCUGUGUGAAGACCUGCUGUCGUCGGUGGAUCAGCCGCUGAAGAUCGCGCGUGAUAAAGUGGUGGGCAAAGACUAUCUGCUGUGCGACUACAACCGUGAUGGAGACUCCUACAGAUCUCCCUGGAGUAAUAAAUACGAGCCUCCGAUCGACGACGGCGCCAUGCCCUCGGCUCGUCUGCGCAAGCUGGAGGUGGAGGCUAACAACGCCUUCGACCAGUACAGAGACCUGUAUUUCGAGGGCGGGGUUUCCUCCGUGUACCUGUGGGAUCUGGAUCACGGAUUCGCCGGAGUCAUCCUCAUCAAGAAAGCUGGAGACGGCUCCAAGAAGAUCAAGGGAUGCUGGGACUCCAUCCACGUGGUGGAGGUGCAGGAGAAGUCCAGCGGCCGCACGGCUCACUAUAAACUCACAUCUACGGUAAUGCUGUGGCUCCAGACCACCAAAACCGGCUCCGGCACCAUGAACCUGGGCGGCAGCCUCACCCGACAGAUGGAGAAAGACGAGACGGUCAGCGAAUCCUCUCCUCACAUCGCUAACAUCGGCCGCCUGGUGGAGGACAUGGAGAACAAGAUCCGCUCCACUCUCAAUGAGAUCUACUUCGGCAAGACCAAGGACAUCGUCAACGGCCUGAGGAGCGUUCAGACGCUGGCGGAUAAAUCGAAGCAGGAGGCUCUGAAGAACGACCUGAUACAAAUGCUUAGCCAACGCAGCAAACAGCAAAGCUAGAGACGAUCACCUGCCCGUCUCUCUCUCUCUCUCUCCGUCUGUCUCACUCUCUGUCUCUCCACCUCACGGCUGUCUGUCUGCAUCUGCGCAAAACAAACGAAAAAGUAGAAAAGGCUACGCUUCUUGUUUUUGUAUUUCAGCUCGCGUUUCACUGCACCCGUCUCUCUCUCUCUCGUCUGUAAUCAUGUGGUAUUAAGACGGCGUCUGAUUGGCUCUCGGUGACAUCAUCGCAGUGGGGGCGGAGCUUUUCUCCCGCCAUCAGAAGAGCACGUUUUCUCGUAGUCUCACCCGUCACAUACGUGCGUCAGGAAUAAACGAGAAGCGGGUGAUUAUAUUAAUAUAUAUAAAUAUACACACGUGUAUGUAUUAUGAGCAUUAUCUUGCUGUUAAUAUUAAACUUUCUGCUUGAGUCCACACAGACGAGUGUGUGUUUGUGUCAUUAAGCUGCAAACAUAUUCCAUCUGCGAGCGUCAGACAGUUUCGUUGUUUUCUUCGGGGUGGAUUAUUUGUCAAGUUAAAUUUUUUUUUUCUCUUGGUCUGUUUUUUUGUUUUUGUAAAGCUUACAGUUUGUUAAAUUAGGGCCUCCAGCAACAAUAAAAAGAGGAAAAACUG